Messenger RNA from Syngnathus typhle (broad-nosed pipefish), 1038 nucleotides. It is a transcript of the gene mettl21a, whose product is annotated as methyltransferase 21A, HSPA lysine. Gene Ontology annotation, biological process: peptidyl-lysine methylation. Gene Ontology annotation, cellular component: cytoplasm; cytosol. The transcript has 3 exons. Gene Ontology annotation, molecular function: protein-lysine N-methyltransferase activity. The coding region runs from base 81 to 737 and encodes 218 amino acids. Lineage: Eukaryota; Metazoa; Chordata; Actinopteri; Syngnathiformes; Syngnathidae. The record is from RefSeq and is a predicted model, not a curated record.
UGUUUAUCUUCACCGGAAGUGGAAAAUUAGCGGAAAUGAUUUCUUAUUAUAGUUGAACAUUUAAUGUUUCUACCAGAGUCAUGGCUCUGGUUCCGUAUGUAGAGAAUGUGGUGCCAGCGCUUUCCAAACUCCAAAACUCAUCAUCGCGUUUUUAUUUCGCCAGCCAUGAGAUCAACAUAGCCCAGGAUUGGAGGAAACUUGGAGUAGCAGCAGUUGUGUGGGAUGCGGCCGUUGUGUUGUGUAUGUACUUGGAGCUGGGUCAUGUGGAUCUCAAGGGAAAAGUGUCCAUUGAGCUGGGAGCCGGCACCGGACUCGUGGGCAUCGUUGCAGCCCUGUUAGGUGCCAAAGUGACCGUCACUGACAGAAAGUGUGCUCUGGACUUCCUUUCUUCCAAUGUCAAAUCCAACCUGCCACCUGACCUCCGGGAAUCUGUGGUGGUGUCUGAACUGUCUUGGGGCGAGGGGCUGGCCCGCUUCCCAGCUGGGGGCUUCGAUCUAGUCUUGGGAGCAGACAUUGUUUACCUGGAGGACACGUUUGUGCCGCUGAUAGAGACACUUGAGCACUUAUGUGCGGAUUCCACCGUGGUGCUGCUGGCUUGCAGGAUCCGCUACGAACGAGAUAGCGAUUUUUUAAAUAUGCUGAAGGAGCGGUUCACCGUCGAGGAGGUUCACUAUGACAACGACAAGGACAUUCAUAUAUAUAAAGCUCAGAAGCGUCGACCCAGGAGUGAUUUAUGAUUACUUGAAAUAAAUGUAUUAUUUUGAAAUCCAAGCUUAUCAGAAACACUUUUAUUAACAGCUGCCGAAAUGUAACAGCUCUAACGUAAUGUAUCAUACAAGUUGGUGCAGACAUUAAGAAAAUAAAUGAAAAGCCAGAUGAAAUAUAACAAAGUCUCAUUAUACAUUAUAGCUAAAAAGAAAAUAGCCUUCUCGGCUGGGUGCGCUAGCAGAAUGUUUGACCAACAACAGUCAACUACCAUGUGCAACACACCUUAUGGUCUGAUCUGAAUAUUAAAAUAACACCCCCCUCCCUAAAAAA